This is a messenger RNA of Symbiodinium necroappetens, 4095 nucleotides long. The record is from the annotation of a GenBank genome assembly. NCBI's taxonomy places the organism in Eukaryota, Dinophyceae, Suessiales, Symbiodiniaceae.
AUGAUGGAACCGGACGAAGUGGAAGAUGGUGAUCCUCUUCCGGACAGGUUAGAAGCGCCCGUGGGUCGGAUCACAGCUCUCCCACGGCUUACUGGUCUGCCGCUCGGGCACGACUGCUCGUGGAAGGGCAGUCAGGUCACCCGCCUGGCUGCCUUGCAAACUGGAGGCAUUGGGACAGACCGGCAUGCCUGGGGUAUGUGGUGGGCGGAGGCCAUGUCGGAUCUUGGCGUGGACAUAGCAGCCUUGACGGAAACCCGUAUUGAUGGGGCCUCAGCACACAAUGCUGCCAUAAGCGGCAUGUGGGAGGCUGGCUAUCUCUGCAUUUCCCAUAAUGUAUCCAGUACUGACAGACGGACCGACAACCCGCUUGGCUCUGGAGUAGCAUUGGCGAUCAGACGCGAUGUAGCUGCUGAUUGGACGGAGGUCCAACCAGGUCCGCAUGGACGGGCACUGGGCGGCUCCAUACGCUUGCAUAACGGAGCUGUGCUCCGGGUAGUCGCGGUCUACGGGCCGACAGGCGCAUGUUUGCCUGGAUUCACUCAGAACCUGAGGGCUGUCCAACACGAAACUGACCUUGUCUCUUAUCUGCAACAACAAGUGGUCUUGGCUCAGGCAAAAGACUGGACUCUGGUGGUGCUAGGUGAUCUGAAUUCUUUCACCGACGGCGCUCUGGAUAAGUGGCAAGGUCAGUGGCAAGUACGGGACGAGUGCCUGGCCGUACAAUGCCGAGAGAUGGGCCUCAUUGACACUUGGCGAGAUUCACAUCCCGCACUUCCCGGUUUCACCUAUGUCUCUCCCACAGGCAGUGCCAGCCGCCUGGACUCCAUCUGGAUCCUCCCGGCCAUCGGGUUCCAUGCACCUGUUCUCAACUCAUCACUAAUUUGGAAUUGGCACAAGCGGGUGGAUCACCAUCCGGUUCUGAUCGACCUGGGCAUUGACAUCCCCACCACCCCAGCUGCGACCUCAGAUCUCGUACAGCCCCGAUGGCGAAAACUCGCCAACAUGGCCCAUGGAAAUACCCUACAGGCACUCAGGGCACAAGUGGAUGCCCAAGUGGAAACACACAAACCUCGAUUGAUGCAAGCGGCAGCUUGCCUUAAAGAGGCUACAGCAUUGGGCUGUGCUUCCUCUGCACUUUUGUCAGAGGUCGGCAUGGUAUUUGGACAGACGCCACAACAGUCGGCGCGAGAAGCGGCAUGCUCUCGUGUUCACCAAGCACAUGACGCCGUCAUGGCAAUCCUACUUCAGACUCUACCGACCAUCAACCAACCCAAUCAGAGCCGCAAACUGGGUAGGGCUCAUAGUGCCUGGGACACCUGCCUGGCUCUACUUCGCUCUCUCAAAAACGUACUCACCGAUGUGGUAAACAAUGACCAGGAGACCGCCGACUCCAUAUUACAGCGCGCCAAUGUCAAGUGGCGCCAAGGUGAGGCGGUCGCACGGAACCUACGCUGGGCGCCUUCAGCCACAGAAUCCGCAGACAAAAUCCUCCUGGUAGAGGACACGACCGAAGGGUCCAUCUGCUACGUUCUGGUGAUCUCAGACGUUGGGCCCGUUGUCGGCGUAUGCCAGCAUAUAAGCGUCAGGCUGCAGCACAAGAAUGGCAGAAGCUCUUUGAUCGCCCUUCUCGACCUUGGUUCCGGCGUGUUGGGGGACUGUGGGAGGGCAGGUUUCUCGGGCCUUGUGAAGGUCAACAUGCCCAAACCCAAAGGAGGCUGGCGGCCACUGACCAUGCUGGAAGAAGCUUUCAAGGCCAUUGAAGGCCCGGUUACUCAUCGGUUAGUUUCAGCUCGUGCGUCCCUACCUGCUGGCUCAGUCUACAGCGCCUGGAACCGUGCGUAUGAGCCCGGCCAGUCUGCUGCAUCAGAUGUCCUGUAUCUGGAUGUCCAGGUGUGUGAGGACUCUCUGGCUCAUCACCUCCCUCUGGCAAGGGUUCCCGCGGACUUUGAAAAGUUUUUCAACACGGUUAACCUGCACCAAGUCGAUGCGGUGCAGCAGGCACGCGGACUACCGGACUCCAUCCGCCAGUUCUAUCAGGCAGCCUUCCAAGGACUCACCAUCCAAGUGGACACACGUUGGGGCCCGUCGGACCCGGUUCACUGCCAUCGGGGAGUUCCUCAGGGAGCUGUGUCUUCACCCGAGCUUUCCAAGCCGGCCCAGGAUCCGCUAUUACGUCUGCGUGAAAGCAGUCCUGCCUGCUACAUUUCGUCAGCGGGUCGGCGGGUGCCCAUGGCCGGCUAUGUGGAUGAUGCCGAGCAUUAUGCUUCGGGGGCCCGUCAGCUGCCGAGGCUACUGCAGGAUCUCUCGAGAGGAAGCUUGUUGACGGGCAUUGGGUUUGCAUGGGACAAAUUUCAUGCCUUUGCCACGGACUGGGACAUCGUGGCAGCUACACCUCAGGGACAAGCGGCAGGCUUCACUCCAGAAGGCAUACCAGUCUCAGGAUACGACAUUUGGACGGGCGAAGAACUCACAGCCACCCUGCCGAGAGCUAAAGACACGGAUGAAGAACUCCUUUUGGGAAAACGGGGCACAUAUCUGGAUCGACACUCGGCGGCCGCUGAAGACCUUAUGCUGAAAUUGGACAAGCUCCUGCAAGGAUUUUCUGCGCGGCGCUUUAGCUGGGAUGAGCUGAUUUUGGGGGCUCAACUAUAUGCAGCAGGGUACCUCAACUAUGCCCCCCUGGUUGGGACACCCAGUCCGCAAGCUCUACACAGACAUGACUCUGCGGUCCAACAACAUCUCCUUCGGGCGCUUCAUGUACGCUCAUCGGCAGAACGUGUGGGGCUCUUGGCCCCGCGGUCCGUUGGAGGCUUGCAAUUGUUCUCGGCGGUGGAAGGAUCACUCGCGUCGGUAGCUGCAGAGGUUCUGCGAUUGCUGUCCUCGCAGUCCCCAGCUGGCCAAUUAGCCCGGGACGCUUUGAGGGAGGCCAUGUCUAUGGAGCCGGAAGCAGCGGAGCAGUGCGACUACAUGAUUGUACGUGCGCUGCGACACCUAGCUGGCUAUGGUAUCUUUGUCAAUGCGAGUAUGGACCGCACUGUUUGUAGGAUCCUGGAUCAUCUCGCAGACUUGCAGGGGCACCGACCUCCCGGUCUAAUAGGCCCUUUUGAACAACGCAAAUACACCAGCAUGUUGCUCUACUGCAGAGUGGGUCGGCUGGCUAAUGCCAUCCGGUCCUGUCUGAUUCACUUUCGCAACAGCGGGAUCGCAGACACUGAAUGGGGAAAUCCUGCACAUUGGCUUCACCUGCCUGCGGACUGUCCGGCCUCACCCCAACAAUGUGCAGAUGCUACUGCCGCUAGCUUGGCGCGCUCCCGGUCCGAUUGGGCCCUUGAGUGCGAUCUCUUUGGAGUUCAUCACUUGCCAGUUACUGAGAACUGGUCCGAGGCAGCCUGGGAGAUGGUGGGGCCAAUGCAGAAGCCACCGUGGUACGGGUGGGAGCACACCACGGUCCACACUGCUGAACUCUUGGCCAUGCUGGCUGCUCUCCGUUGGCGACGUCCUGGUGAAUGGAACCUGCUCGUCCUGGAUAGAGCCUCCCUCUUCCCAUUGUUGCGGCUUGAUGCCCGCUCACAAGCCAGAAUCCUCUCCUCCCCCUGCCAACAUUUGGUAUCCCGGGUGCGCACGGUCACCGGGGAACUUUCAGCCGCCUGGCAGGACGACGCCCCGGCACCGCUCUGGAGGGUGCAUCAGCUCACUGCGCCCGAAACCUGGCACGUUCAGGGCAGUGUUCAAGGCCGCUCAGCCUCGCUCUGCAGCAUUCCGUUUCUGGAUUUUGGCCUGGUGGGUGUCCAUGUUCGCAGUCAUCAGACCAAUACCUGUGCCCCGGCGCGGGUAAUCGUGGAAGGCAAUGAGCGGCAGGAUGAAGGUUGUCGCCAAGCUUACAGACUGCCGCAGCCGCCGGAUAUCUGGUGGCCCUCCAGUGGCUUGGCUUUUCAACUCUCAUACAAAGGGCGUGCGGUCACGGACACCUGCCGCAACUUCACGCGCAAGCUCCUGCGCCGAGAGGCACGGGACAAAUGGACUGGACUUGCGGCUGUUUGUUUCCUUUUCAGUGCCCAGUACGCCUCGCCACGUGGUCAUGUCUUGUCCUGCCAU